Xenopus tropicalis (tropical clawed frog) is the source of this 3524-nucleotide messenger RNA. RefSeq names its product protein tyrosine kinase 6 (gene ptk6). The transcript has 8 exons. Gene Ontology annotation, molecular function: nucleotide binding; non-membrane spanning protein tyrosine kinase activity; ATP binding. Gene Ontology annotation, cellular component: cytoplasm. Lineage: Eukaryota; Metazoa; Chordata; Amphibia; Anura; Pipidae. Bases 1604 to 3295 code for a protein of 563 amino acids. The record is from RefSeq and is a predicted model, not a curated record.
GUUACAUGUAACAUGGAGCAGUGUCGGAAUGGGGUGUCGGGGACCCACCAGGGGGGAAUAUGAUACAGCAGACCCCAUAGUCUAGGCUCCCCACAACCAUAGUUUUUGCUGUAUUGUAAUUACCCCACUGAAUAAAGGACAGAGAUCAGAAGUGUAACUAGCAAAUGGGCAAGGGGGUUGGCUUGGAUCUGGGCCAUGAUAAAGAAUACAUUGGGCUGUCUAACAUGGAGCUUGUCUAACAUGGAGCUUGUCUAACAUGGAGCUUGUCUAACAUGGAGCUUGUCUAACAUGGAGCUUGUCUAACAUGGAGUUUGUCUAACAUGGAGCUUGUCUAACAUGGAGCUUGUCUAACAUGGAGCUUGUUUAUCAUGGAACUUGUGUAACAUGGAGCUUGUCUAACAUGGAGCUUGUCUAACAUGGAGUUUGUCUAACAUGGAGCUUGUCUAACAUGGAGCUUGCCUAACAUGGAGCUUGUUUAACAUGGAUCUUGUCUAACAUGGAGCUUGUCUAACAUGGAGCUUGUGUAACAUGGAGCUUGUUUAACAUAGAGGUUGUCUAACAUAGAGUUUGUCUAACAUUGAGCUUGCCUAACAUGGAGCUUGUCUAACAUGGAGCUUGCCUAACAUGGAGCUUGUCUUACAUGGAGCUUGUCUAACAUUGAGCUUGUUUAUCAUGGAGCUUGUUUAUCAUGGAGCUUGUUUAUCAUGGAGCUUGUCUAACAUGGAGCUUGUCUAACAUGGAGCUUGUCUAACAUGGAGCUUGUUUAUCAUGGAACUUGUGUAACAUGGAGCUUGUCUAACAUGGAGCUUGUUUAACAUAGAGGUUGUCUAACAUAGAGUUUGUCUAACAUUGAGCUUGCCUAACAUGGAGCUUGUUUAACAUAGAGGUUGUCUAACAUAGAGUUUGUCUAACAUGGAGCUUGUCUAACAUGGAGCUUGUCUAACAUGGAGCUUGUUUAUCAUGGAGCUUGUCUAACAUGGAGCUUGUCUAACAUGGAGCUUGUUUAACAUAGAGGUUGUCUAACAUAGAGUUUGUCUAACAUUGAGCUUGCCUAACAUGGAGCUUGCCUAACAUGGAGCUUGUUUAACAUGGAUCUUGUCUAACAUGGAGCUUGUCUUACAUGGAGCUUGUCUAACAUGGAGCUUGUUUAUCAUGGAGCUUGUUUAUCAUGUAGCUUGUCUAACAUGGAGCUUGUCUAACAUGGAGCUUGUUUAUCAUGGAGCUUGUCUAACAUGGAGCUUGUUUAUCAUGGAGCUUGUUUAUCAUGGAGCUUGUCUAACAUGGAGCUUGUUUAUCAUGGAGCUUGUCUAACAUGGAGCUUGUCUAACAUGGAGCUUGUCUAACAUGGAGCUUGUUUAUCAUGGAGCUUGUCUAACAUGGAGCUUGCACCAGAGUAAUUGUCCUAGAUGGUAUGGCAAUGAUACUGAUUAUUAGAGCCAUGGGGAGUUGCAGUUUGACACUGCCAUAAGGCCGAGCCCAUCCCUGCAUUACAUAGAGCUUGAGAGAUAUUUCUGGCAUUUCCUUGUUUAGUUCUAAGUAGCAGCCAAGUGUCCCACACCUUGUCCUUGUCACAGGCUCCCCGCCCCUAAUCUCGCCCUCAGGUAUGUGGCAGAGCAGCGCGGGACGAGCACGGGAUGAGGAAGUAAGGUGUUUCCAGCAGGUUGGACUCUCACGUUCAUUGGGAGGGAAGGCCCCACAGUCCCUCCAUUGCUCUGCUUCCCUCACUUCCACUUUCUUCUCCUCCAACGCCCUGAGAGUGGGGGCCAAUGUCCUGACUCAGAGUCAUUUCAGGUCACCUUGUCCUCUUCUCCAGGGCAGGCAGAGGUGGGACGAGAAGCCCGAGACCCUUGCUUUGAUAUUCCCUGGGAACUGGUUGGAUGGCAACGCCAAGAUGAGCCAUCGGCCAAAGCGUUUCGUCAGUCUCUGGGACUUCAAGGCUGAAGCGCCGGAGGAAUUAAGCUUCAAAGUUGGAGACGUCUUCGAAGUUCUGGACAGAAGUGGAGACUGGUGGCACGUGCAGAAGCUGAAGGGGGACGGGAAGGGAAAGCCCGAGGUGGGAUACGUCCCAUACAAUUUCCUGGCAGAGGAAGGAACAGUGGAAGAGCAGGAAUGGUUUUUCGGGGAAAAGAGUCGCACGGAGGCGGUGAAUCUGCUCAUGGAUGAGGGGAAUACCAAUGGGUCGUUCCUGAUCCGCGCCAGCGACAAACAUGGAAUUCUCUAUGUGCUCUCAGUGAGACACCAGGACUCCACCAGGCACUUCAAGAUUAUGAGAAACCCCGAGGGGCAAUUUCACCUGAACAACAUGACCUUCUUCCCUGACCUAAAGCAGCUGGUAGAGACCUACUGCAAGAAGCCAAUUUGCCCCGGGCUGACCCUGACCAAACCAUGUGUGAAGAAUGAGCCAGUGGUGAGUGACCUGAGCCCAGUACCCCUGGAUGAAUGGGAGAGGCCAAGGGAGGAGUUUACCCUCGUCAAGCGCCUCGGGAUGGGGAACUUCGGUCAAGUGCACGAAGGACUUUGGAAGGGAAAACUCAAAGUUGCUGUUAAGACUAUAAAACGAGAUGCCACCAGUCAGGAUCUGUUUGUGAAGGAGACCGCAUUUCUGAAAACCCUGCACCACAAGAACUUACUGUCGCUGUAUGCGGUGUGUUCUGUCGGCGACCCUUACUACAUUGUCACCGAGCUGGUACCCAGGGGAGAUCUACUUAACUAUCUACGAGAUUUAGAGAAAGAUGAGUUGGAUGUUGAAGGCCAGCUGGACAUAGCAACCCAAGUGGCAGAAGGGAUGAGAUAUCUUGAGUCUCAAAACUGUAUUCACCGGGACCUGGCGGCCAGAAAUGUCCUGAUGGGAAGAAACAACAUCUGCAAAAUCGCUGACUUUGGGAUGGCCAGAGUUAUCCUGGAUUCCUACUAUGUGUCAGCCUCCAAGGAAAUUCCCUUCAAAUGGACAGCUCCAGAGGCCGUGGAAUACGGACGUUAUACCGUCAAGUCCGACGUCUGGUCUUUUGGGAUUCUCUUGUAUGAGAUCAUGUCACUUGGCAUGCAACCCUACCCAGCUCUAUCAAACUAUGAAGUGCUCGAGUUCCUCAACAGAGGCCAGAGGAUGAAAGCUCCACCCAGCUGCUCCACGCGAGUAUACAAUAUAAUGUUGACGUGUUGGGCUUGGAACCCCAACGAGAGGCCGAGCUUCGACGAUCUCAGGACGAUGCUAGAGAACUUGUCUAACUAUGAAGGUUCGGAAGUCGCCCCCAAACCCUUGCAACCCAAAGGGCGGUUCAUGAUAGGGAAAAGAUGACGGAUUUGUGGGGACCAGCGAUUUCAAGGGAAAGUGACCACCAUGUGUUCUUCUCCUCAAGCCUGUACCACGUGACCUCCAAAGCCCCCAAUUUGUAACCCUUUGGUGCCUCCAAACAACACAAAAUGUAUCUCUGUCACCUGAGAACCAAGUAAACUUACCCCAAAAACUUUUUGUAUUAAAUUAAAAAAAAAAAAAAAAGCAAAACGAGGUCUCAAUAUUUUAUUUU